GGAGACCAGGUUUACACACUCCAUCUGGAGUGACUCCAUUUGAGGUUGUGAAUUAACUUGCUGCCACCCUGGCAGCAUUAGCACUCGGUGCCAGAGCUCCCACUCGCUCUCAGAUGUCCUUGUGGACAGAAAGCACCAUGGCAUCGCGUAGCUACAGGCAGGCUGGCACUUUCAGUCAGCGUGGAUGACAAGACAGAAGCAGCUUCCCCGUGAGGUAGCAAUAGGACAAUAAGGAAAUAGCUCAGUGGAAAAUUCUCCCCACUCUGGCACCUGAGGGAAUUUCCUUAGGCAACUUUUCUUCCAUGUCAUGGUUGCAAGGCAGGUAAGCUUUUUUUUUUUUUUCCCCUCCUUCCUGUGGGGGAGGAGGGAGCAGAGGAUAGACCAGAUCUUGCAAAGCACCUGGGUGCCCUCAACUCCCAUGGAGGGCAUGCUGGAGAGGACACUCAGGCAAGCGUGAAGGCACCUGGUUGGUGGUGCUGACCAUCAGCUGGAGGGGAUGUUCUAUUCGCCCAUUGGGGCACUGUAUCAAUGAAUACAAUUUAUCUAUUUAUCUUAGGCUUUUUCACUGGUGCCCAUCACCCGUAAUACCUGAGCGCCUCCCAGGGUAAUAGAUUGGCAUAGCAAAGUCCCUAGUUGACUUCAUGGAAUCUUCUGCUCUUCUCCUCCCUUCUCAGAUUAUGGGAAGCGGCACUUGGGGGUCGGUCAUGUUGUGCUUCCCCCAAAUGCGGCGCACCGAGACGCCAGAUUCCCCCACCAGCCCCGUUCCUGCCACUCCGGAUGAAAUCCCCAUUCCUAUUAGCCCCAUCGUAGUCACCUCCCCCACUGACGGCAGGAAGCUCAGCUCCCCAACGUCCAGUCUUGCCUCCCCCAAACCUACCUCCCCCAUCGAGUGCUCCAUCUGCUUCAACACCUAUGACAACAGCUUCAAGACACCCAAGCUGCUCCGGUGCUCGCACGUCUUCUGUCUGGAAUGCGUGGCCCGCUUGACCUCGGCACUGCCCCAGCCCCGUGUUGAGGACCAGCUGCCCUGCCCCCUCUGCAGACAGCUCACAGAGAUCCCCCUUGAGGGCCCUCCGGCUCUCCAGACCAGCCAGGAGCUCCUGUCCACCCUGCCUGCCGAAUACCAACGGGAGAAGGUGGUGUGGAUGGAAGGCAGCAAGCUGUGCUGCAGGCAGUCAUCCCAGGACCCAGAAGAUCCCGACGCAUGCAUCUGCCUCGACGUGGCCAUGAGCAAGCCCAAUCCCCCCGUGACGCCGACAGAGGGCAUGGCUGGGAGGCUGUCCCGCUGUGCCAUGUGCGACGACUGGAAACGCAUCGUCCUCCUCUCGGCCCUGGUCAUCAUUCUGCUGUGCAUCAUUCUGUGGCCGGUGCAGUGUGCCCUGAAAACUGGGAACCUCCGCUGCUUCACAAGGCCGGUUACAUUCAACAGGCCAAACCCUGUUCCGGUUAUGUAUACAACCCCGCCAGCGCCCGGGACCAGCCCCCCCUCGCGCUAGCAAGAGCUGGCAUUUAAAAGGCUGCCCAUGCCAAGGAGCUAGAUCAAGCUGCUGCCUACUGGACUUCGCCAACUUACCUCACUGCCAAGCUGUAGCAGCCCGUUCUCGGCCUACACACUGCUCCGCCUAUGCACUUUGAACGUCACCUGAACAGCCUGUUAAUCCAGCCCCUUGCUUUCACACAACUCCGCCAACGCAAAGGGGCGGGGGGUUGUGCAUAGCCGUAUCUUAAGCCACUGCUUCACCUAAAUCUCUAGUCAUCCUAAACGCUACAUAGAUAACGGAGCCUUAAAGACUUGCACAAAGGGCAUAUUUCUAGGACUGCUGCUUCCCAGGAAAGGUGCAUGUGCCUCAAAGUGUGGGGCUGUUGUCAUAAAGACACAGCUGUGAAUGGCCUUGGCCCUUUCGACUCACCGAUGGAAAGGAAGUGCUAAGGGAAGGGUUAUUUUCUUGGAAACCGACAACACUGUGAAAAAGUCUAGAUGUGAUUAUUUCUAAGGGAUAGAAAUCCAUCAGUCCUUGGAAAGAAGCAUGCGAAAGCUGUGUCUAUAAAGUGACCAUAUUUAAUUUUAUACAAUGUGCUUUAUUAAACAUUUCAACUGUAUAUUUUGUUAGUAUUAAACUAUUGCUGG
This is a messenger RNA of Trachemys scripta elegans, 2128 nucleotides long. RefSeq names its product ring finger protein 223 (gene RNF223). Lineage: Eukaryota; Metazoa; Chordata; Testudines; Emydidae. The record is from RefSeq and is a predicted model, not a curated record. Gene Ontology annotation, biological process: protein ubiquitination. The transcript has 2 exons. The coding region runs from base 642 to 1496 and encodes 284 amino acids. Gene Ontology annotation, molecular function: ubiquitin protein ligase activity.